Molecule: messenger RNA, 2434 nt
Organism: Seminavis robusta
Lineage: Eukaryota; Bacillariophyta; Bacillariophyceae; Naviculales; Naviculaceae
Source: the annotation of a GenBank genome assembly
UCAAAGCCAUCCAUUCAUUUUUUCUUUCUUUUUGCCGUUUUGCAUGCGAAGUCAAAUAGGUUCCAUCUCAUGAGCCUCGUCUCUUCGCAUACUGUGCUGUCCUCAAACCUCUCACCGAGUGCUAUAUGGUUAGUAGGCAAAGUUAACUAGAUUGCUCAACGUCAAAAAGCCAUUGUGGAUAUCUAAAGCCGCUCGCUCAAUCUGGAAAGAUACCCCAGCGAACGCAAUAAAUCAUGUCAUCGCUUCUGGAUCCCGAGAUGACCUUUGCCUCAUUGGCUGCCGAAGUUGGACUGGACGUGAGACUUCGAAAAGCCGUUGCUGGAAUGGGUCUGGUUAGACCUACCCUUGUGCAAUCGAAAUGUCUACCAUUGGCACUCUCGUCCGGAAGGGAUCUCAUGGUUCGAGCCAAAACUGGAAGUGGAAAGACUUUGGCAUACUGUCUGCCACUGCUACAGAAAAUUUUGGCCAAGAAACUAGAGCAGCAACAACAAUCCUCUUCCAGCAGUCGCCACAACAACGAUAUCUCCGCCGUCAUUUUGGUACCAACACGAGAAUUGUGCAGUCAAGUUACCAAGGUCUUGCAAGCACUCAUGUACUACUGCAAUGAACACAUCAAACUAGCUCCCUUGUCCGGCAGUCACGGCCGUGGGAAAAAAGCCAAAGAAGAAAUGACACGACAAGAAGCCCUGUUACGAGACCGACCCGAUGUUGUCGUGGCAACACCCACGGGAUUGGCCCAUCAUAUUCAAAAUGGAACCGUCGAACUAAAGUCCUCCGUCGAGACGGUCGUGGUAGAUGAAGCGGAUUUGGUCUUGUCGUUUGGACAUGAAAAGGCGCUGCGGGAAAUUAUUGGAGGAUUGCCCAAGAUUUAUCAGGGAUUCCUCAUGUCCGCGACACUCUCGGAAGAUGUCGACUCGAUCAAAAAGAUUUUCCUCAAUUCACCCGUCAUUCUCAAACUGGAAGAGGAUGAUGAUGUUGGUGUCAAUCGAAAACUCAAACAAUUCUAUCUGUGUCUUCCGAAAAAGGACAAGGGAUUGGUGAUAUACGUCUUUCUCAAGUUGGGAUUGCUGCGAGGAAAGGGGUUGUUCUUUGUCAACACGACCGAUGCGGCAUACCGGCUCAAGUUGUUGCUGGAACAAUUCCAUAUACGUUCCUCCGUCCUCAAUGGAGAAUUACCAAUUCACAGUCGACUCAAUAUCAUUGAACAGUACAAUGUUGGGAACUUUGAUUACCUCAUUGCCACGGAUGAGAGUGCUGCCAAUACAGUGGAUUCCAAUGAAGUAGACGACAAUGACAACCAUGCCGACGAAGGCGAGAAGAAGAAGAAAGCCCCCAAAAGGAGCAAAAAGCGCGACUCAGAAUAUGGAGUCUCCCGUGGAUUGGACUUUCGAAAGGUCGCCUUUGUGGUGAAUGUUGACUUUCCCCAAACAGCCAAAUCGUAUGCGCAUCGUGUGGGGCGGACGGCUCGAGGUGGUGCCAGUGGCGUGGCGUUGAGUCUGGUGGAGAUGGAAUCCGAUGAGCAAAUGGAAAUGCUGGAGAAGGUGCAAGAAGAUCAACCCGAUGUACCAGUGUUGGGGUCCGCCACGGAACAAUUGCAGCCGGCGGCUCCCAAAGAAGGAGACCCAGAGGACAUGGCCGGCAUUCCAGCACCCCAAAUGCAACCACAACCUUCUCCGUUGGACUUUGAUUUGCACGAGAUUGAGGGCUUUCGUUACCGUGUCGAAGAUGUUUCUCGAGCUGUGACACGCAUGGCCGUGAAGGAGACAAGAGCUGCCGAGUUGAAGGCAGAGAUUCUGAAUUCCGAACGUCUACAGUAUCACUUUGAAGAGAAUCCCACCGAUUUGCAACUUUUGCGACAUGAUCGUGUGGCGACUCAUGUAUCCAAGGUUCAAGAGCAUCUCAAACACGUGCCAAAGUACUUGCUUCCAAGAGGUAUGCAGGUUGCCAAACUCAACAAAAAGCGCAAGAGGAAGAAAGCUCGCGUGUAUGGAGGUCGACGAACCGACAAUGAUCCAUUGCAAGCAUUUGACGGCGCUGGUGAUGUGGACCUGGGCAACGUUGCCGGUGCCGAGGAGGAGGAUGGUCUGGCGGAAUUCUUUGAAGACGACGACGGAGAGGACGACUCCCAAAUGAUGGCAAAGAAGCAAAAGACGGGUGAAUCCGAAGGCAAACUGUUUACGGGUGCUCAAGACGGCACAGGCGAGAGCACGGCUGGUCGUAACAAAUGGAAAGAGCGCCACAGGAAAGGAAAGUUCAGUGGCAAGGCACGCAAAUCGGAGCGAAAGCACAAGGCUCCAUUGGGCAUUUAGGUUGGUUUAGAUGGUUCUACUAUAGCUAGCGGCAGUCAGGACGCACAGUAAUGCAUCUCUGGUAGCAAUGCUUUAUUGCUGUACAAAAUCUAUAUCCUAUUAGCUAGCUUGGAUAGAACCGUGCA